Molecule: messenger RNA, 13556 nt
Organism: Amphibalanus amphitrite
Lineage: Eukaryota; Metazoa; Arthropoda; Thecostraca; Balanomorpha; Balanidae
Product: dystrophin-like
Exons: 65
Coding region: 407-12967 (4186 amino acids)
Biological process (GO): synaptic signaling
Cellular component (GO): plasma membrane
Molecular function (GO): protein binding; zinc ion binding
Source: RefSeq, a predicted model, not a curated record
GCUGGGUAGUGGGCGCGUGCUGUCACACCUCCUACAGUGGUGACCAGGCCUGACUGGCCGCUUCGAAUGAAUGGCGCCGCCGCGAGGGUGUGACCUGUGACCGUGCCACCGCUGUGACCUGUCAGCGGUCCACUGCGGAGAGCUGUGAACUGUGGCCAGGCCGCCACAGUGACCUGUGACCGGUCCGCCGCGGAGUUGUGCCCUGUGGCUCGGUGACCUGUGUGCCCUGUGACUCGGUCACCGCUGCGACCGUGCCACCGCUGUGAUCUGCGACCGUGUCACCGCUGCGACCGACCGGUCCAACCUUGGGCUGUGAUCGGUCACUACGCCACUCCUGAGGUCUCUCACUCGGCACAGCUGAGGCCGACAGGGCAGCCAGCCGUGCCGAGCUGACAUUCCAGCCAGCAUGGUCGGAGUAUCUGUGGACCCGCAGUAUGAAAGGGAGGAUGUACAGAAGAAAACCUUUUCCAAAUGGAUCAACUCACAGCUGGCAAAGAAGAAACUGGAGCCGGUCACCGAUCUGUUCUUCGACCUGCGGGACGGCUCCAAACUGCUGGCGCUGCUGGAGGUGCUCACCGAAAAACCAUGCAAAAAGGAGAAAGGCAAGAUGCGGGUGCACCACCUCAACAACGUCAACAACGCCCUGCAAAUAUUACGGGACUACAGAAUCAAGCUGGUCAACAUCAACAAUAACGACAUCGUGGACGGCAACCCGAAGCUGACGCUGGGCCUGGUCUGGAGCAUCAUCCUUCACUGGCAGGUGCAGGACGUGCUGAAGGGCAUUAUGAAGGAGGCCAAGCAGACGAACCUGGAGAAGACGCUGCUGGCCUGGUGUCGCCAGAUGACCCAGGGUUACGAGGGCGUGGACAUCCGCAACUUCACCACCAGCUGGACGGACGGACUGGCCUUCAACGCACUCAUCCACAAGUUCGAGCCGGAGCUGUUCGAUUACGACACGCAGCUGCACAAGCCGCCGGCGCAGCGGCUCGAGUAUGCCUUCAAACUGGCGCACAAGUACCUCAACAUCGAUCGCCUGCUCGACCCGGAAGACGUCAACACCACCUACCCGGACAAGAAGUCGAUCAUGACGUACGUCAUGUGUCUGUUCCAAGUCCUGCCGCACGAUACCGUCGACAUGCAGUUCGCCGACCCGAGCUAUGCCCCGCCGCUGCCCCGCAGACAGGCGGAGGCAGCGCGGCCAGCGCGACCCUCGUCGUUCCUCUCGUCCGGCUCCGGUGUGGACAUCAACACGUACUCGACCAUCCUGGAGGAGGUGCUCGGCUGGCUGGCCGAUGCCGGCGCGCGGCUCGAGGCGCCCGACGGAGACUCUGACAGCCUGGCACACGUCAAGAGCCGCUUCAAAGCGCAUGAGGCCUACAUGGUGGAGCUGACGGAGCGCAAGGCGGACAUAUUCGAGGUGCUGGACGAGGGGAAGCGGCUGCUGACGGAGAAGGUGACGGCCGAGGAGGAGGCCGAGAUCCGAGAGCAGAUGCGGCUGCUGACCCUGCGCUGGGAGGAGCUGCGGCAGCGCGCCAUCGAGACGCAGACACAACUGCAGUCGCGUCUGGCCCAGGUGCAGCUCUCGGCCAUGGACGCGCUGCGCUCCUGGCUGACGGGCAUGGAGAACCGGAUCUCGCUGACGGCUCCGCUGGGCCCCGACCUGUCCACUCUGCCGGCGCAGGCGGCCGAGCACGCAGCCCUGGCCGCGGAGGUGGGCCGCUGGAAGCCACACGUCACCGAACUGUUCGACGUGCUCGUGGUGGAGGAAGACGGCGACGACAGCGAGUUUGCUAACCUGGAGGACCACCUGUCUGUGCUGUCGGAGCGGUGGAACUUCACCGUCAGCUGGAGCGAGCAGCGCGAGCAGCACAUAGCGCAGCUGCAGCGGCACUGGCCGCAGCUGCACGAGCAGCUGGCGCAGCUCAAGGACUGGGUGGACGGCCAGGAGGCGCGCCUUAAGGCCAUGGAGGCCGAGCCGACCACUGAGCAGCAGGCGCUCCAGCAGCAGGGCAACCAGCUGCAGGAGCUGCAGUCCCAGAUGGAGGAGUGGCACAGCCGGUUCGCCGUGCUCCAGGACCUCUCCACCCAGGUGCUGGCCUGUCUGGAGUCGGACUCCCCGGCCCAGGAGGACAUCACCCAGCGCCUGGAAGACGUCAAAGACCGCUGGGACUGUCUGGUGCAGAUCAUUGAGGCGCAGAGUCUCCGGCUGCAGCGCUGCGGCAUGAACGUGCGGCCGCGCGUCGCCUCCUCGACGGAUGACGUGAGCGGCGCGCCGGGCGGCGCCAAGAGACGCCGCGUCCAGUCGGCCAACGCGCACAACGACUUCAUGACGGCGCUGCACGACUUCUCCCAGUGGUCGCUAGCGGCGCGCGAGCGGACCGAGCGCGCGCUGAGCGGCGGCGGUGACCAGGCGGCGGCGCUGUCCGAGCUGAACCAGGUGUGGCGCGAGGUGGAGGCGCAUCAGCCGGACGUGGAGGAGGUGCGCCGACUGGCGGCCCGGCUCUGCCGCGGCUUCCAGCAGCGCGGCGAGCGCGACGACGUGCUGCGCAAGGUGGAGCGCGUCGAGGCCGACUACCAGGACGUGCGCCGGCUGGUGGCCGAGCGGCGGGACCGCGCCGAGUACCUGCUGGACGAGGCGGCCUUCUACGAGGAGCUGGGCCAACUGGGCGGCCUGGUGGAUCAGCACCUGGCCUGGGUGGAGGGCGUCCGGCCGCGGCCCGCCGGCCGCAUGGCCGUGCUGGCCGCCUGCAAGGAGCGCCUGGAGCAGAUGCAGCGGGACGAGGAGCGUGUCACGGCCAUGGCCAACAAGGCCAAGGACCUGAUCAGCCUGGGCCAGGGCGACGAGGAACAGGUCGAGGCCGACGUGGACGUCUUCCUGCAAAAGUGGGAGACGGUGAUGAACAAGAUCACGGAGUUGGAGACGGAGGUGAGCAACACGCAGCCGGAGCGGCCGGCCGCCUUCCUGGAGGCCGUGGCGGCCCUCUCCGGCUGGGUGGCAGAGCUGCACGACGCCCUGCUCGGCGAGCCGUUCGUGGUGCGCGCUGCUGCGGAGAUGGAGACCCAGCUCGACAGGUAUAAGGAGCUACAGUCGGAGAUGGACACCCAGCAGGCCAGCCUGGACUUUGUCAACUCGAGCGGCCAGGAGCUGAUUAGUGCCGGCGACGCCGAGCUGCGGGGCCAGCUGGACGAGCUGAACCAGCGCUGGGGCGCCGCCGGGGCGCUGCUUACCGACCGCAUGGCCAAACUGGAACAGGCCAUUUUCGACUCGUACCAGUACCAGACGGAGGGUGACGGCGUGGAGAGCUGGCUGAGAGAGGUGGAGGAUCUGCUCUCCGAGCCGGCCGCCGAGGGGGACGCCGCUGCGCUCACCGCCCAAAUGGAACAGAGCGACGGCCUGCUGCGCGACACGUGCUCCCUGCGCACCACGCUGGAGGGCGUGCUGCGCACCGGUGACCGGCUGCGCACCUCUGCCGCCCCGGAGCUGCGCCAGCACCUGACGGAGCGCAGCCGGCGGCUGACCGAGCAGCUGGACACCGCCGAGCGGCGCGCCAGAGAGCGGGCCCAGCGCAUCGAGAAGGCCGUGGACGACUGUAAACAGGUGGCGGAGCAGACUCGCAUGCUGUCCGAGCUGGUAUCCGAGGUGGAGUCUCAGCUGCCAGCCGAUACGGCCAUCACCACGCCGGGCCAGCUGAACGACCUGCGACAGCUGCUGACCAAGCUGUCUGCGCGACUGCUGGAGGGACAGGCCCGCCACGAGCAGCUCAGCAAACAGGCGGACGCUGCCGCCGGCGCCGCCUGCCAACGCUGGCUCGAGCUCAGCACCCAGCUCACCGCCCGUGCCGAGCGCUGCGACCAGGCCAUCGCAAACUACGAUCAGUUCAAGAAGCUGACCUUCGCCGAGAACAGCUGGCUGGACCGGCUGGAGAAGAAGCUGGCCCGCUCGCCGCGCCUGGCCGCUGACGCCGAGGAGAUCAGUGCUGAGCUGGACGAACUGGAGACGUAUCUGCACAACCACCCGGCCGAGCGGAUCCCUCAGAUCCAGACGCUGGCCGAGCAGCUGACGGCGGCCAGUGUGCUCCGGGACGAGGUGCAGACCGACCGGGACAACAUCGUGCACCGCUGGCAGCAGUUCAGCGAGACGGAGCUGUCGGCCGAUUUCGGUACCGCCGAGCGACUGCUGCGUCAGCUUUCUGAACAGGCAGCCCGCUACCUGGCAGAGGGCAGGGAGAACGCGGCCGCGAGACUGCAGGAGCAGCUGGGAGUCCUGCAGAGUACGUACGGCGAGGUGCGCUCCGAGUACGUCAAGUUCCAGACGCCGGCCGACUUCGAGCCGCGUCUGUCGGCGGUGGCCGAGCGGCUGGCAGAGGCGCAGCGCCAGGCCGGCGAGGCUGAGAAAGAGACGGACCGGCCCGAGGGCAUCCAGGCGCAGAUGGACAGCUGUCUGCGUCUGUACCAGGGUCUGGCCGAGCUCAAGUCCGAGGUCGAGUACGUGAUCCGCACGGGCCGGAAGGUGGUGGAGGACGGCGCGUGCGACCAGCCGCAGCAGCUCACUGAGCGGCUCGACUCGCUCAAGGCGCUCUACAAUCAGCUCGGCUGCCGCGUGCCGGAGACCAAGUGUGCGCUGGAGGCUCGUCUGCGCGCCGCCCGCCGUCUGCCGCCGCUGGAGCAGUGGCUGACUGAGGCGGCCGCCGAGCUGGACGCGGCCGAGGCGCGCGGCGACCAGUGCCGCUGGCAGGACGAGGCGGACGCCUGCCGCCGGCUGUCGGAGGAGGCGUCACGCCGCCAGACGGCGCUGGCCGCGCUCGGCGAGGCGGAUGCGGCGGCGCCGGCCCUGCAGCGGAGGCUGGCCGAGGCACGGGACGGCUGGCGGCGGCUGCAGACGCGACUGGCCGACCGGGCCCGGCUAGUGCAGGAGAAGCAGGAGGCGAGCGAUGCGCGUCUGGCCAGCUUCGAGUCGGACCUGAGCGACCUGGACAAGUGGCUGGAGGACGCCGAGAAGGCGGCUGAGGACAGCGGCAAGGCGCAGGAGCUGGAGCGGCAGCUGCCGGAGCGCCGCUCGCAGCUGGCCGCUGCCCAGCAGACAGCCGCCCAGCUGGCGCUCACUCAGUGUGAGCAGAGCGUCAGCAGUAUGAUGUCCGAGCUCAAUACCCGCUGGAUGGAGGUGACCGACAAGGUGCAGAGAGCGGCAGCGGCGAGCAGGGUCUCGGCGCCGGCCCCGACGGCCCAGUCGCGGCAGACAGAGUUCGUGCGCACCAUCGAGAGCAAGCAGCGCGAGCUGGCGGCUGAGCCGCCCGUCAGCCUGGUAGUGACGCUGCCCUACUCGACACCUCCGCGCACCAUCGUGGAGGUCGAGCAGACCACCGUGACCAUCUCCUACCUGACUAUGGACGUGGAGACGCCGGCGACGGUCACGAGCGCGCCGUCGGCGUCAGUCACCACCACCAGCAGCAGCCUGCCGAGCGCGGCUGUGCCGAGCGUGGACACGUCGGCCCCGAAACCGGCCCAGAAGACGGUCCCGGCUCAGGACCUGUCACCGGCCCCAGCUCCGGUUCCGGCGGCGAUCCCGGCUCCGGCUCCGGUGGCGGCACCGGCUCCGGCCCAGGAUUCCUCACCGAGCCGCAAGUCGAGCACCUCCUCAGUGCUGGACGAUGUGAUCAGCGGUCUGGAGCAGACGGCUGACCACAGUCGCCAGCUGCUCAGCACCCUGGAGAGGAAGCGGCGCCGCAGCGUGGAGAGAAUGUACGAGAUGGCCGCCCAGGCGGACGCGCAGCGCUCUAUGGCCGCCGCCAAGAGCCGGCGGCGCAGUGACGAGUUCCUGGCGCGGCGCAGCAGCAGCUCCAGCCCGGCGCCCACGGCCGUCUCCGCGCCCGGCGCCGACUACGAGGUGAUCACGUACAAGAGUCCGAGCCCGUGGAGCCCGCGCAGCUCGGUGUGCUCGUUCAGCCCGCGCGACAGCCCGCUGCGCGAGUUUCCGCCGCUGCUGGAGGAGGCGGUGGUGACGGUCGGCCGGCUGUCGCUGCCCUCCGCCCAGGACCCGGAGCGCUGCCACCUGGCCGGCAGCACCGAGCUGACCGAGCCGGCCGCCCGCGAGUCGCCGCGUCGGCUGUCCGCCUCACGCACACCGCCGCCGGUGCCGCCCAAACCGCGCUCCCGCAGCCUGGGCGCCCCGCCGUCCCCGGCCACUCCGCCGGCCCCGGCGGCUCGGACAGCCCCGGCAGUCCCGGCGCGUACGAGCGCCUCACCAACCACCAGGCGGUUCAAGAUCAUCGGCGUCGACUCUGACCUGAACGGCGCUGCCGAAGCGGAUGAUGACGUGUUCACUGCGACGCGCGUGGAUCGCGCCCCUGCCGACUGGACGGACUCUCCGCCGCCGGCGCGCGACAAGCUGGCUGCACUGCGCCGGAUCACGGAGCUGGCUCCGGCCGCUCCGGCGGCUCCGGCUCCGAGCGCCGCGCCUCAGCAGCGCUCCGAGGAGCCGCCGGCCGCCCGGGAGGCGGAGGUGACGCGGGAGCAGCGCGGCGCGCCGCACCACCUGAUGACGCGCUCACCGCGCGCGGCGCGCCCGCCAGCCUCCACCGGUUCGACUGUGCCGGACCUGGUGACUCCGCUGGCCGAGCUGGAGCGACAGCGGCGAGUCAAGGUGCUCAGCUCGGACUCCUCCGACUCGGACUCGUCCGACUCGUCCGACUCUGACUCCGAUGACUCGCUGCACCUGUCCACCUCGUCUCUGAGCGACCGCGACUUUGGAGAGCCGCGCCGGCCGCGUCCUCAGCAGGGCCCGACACCGGCAACCACCACAACCAAGAAUGCCCCUCCGAAGCGCACGCCGGAGCGAUCAGUCGCGCUCGAGUCCUCACCAGAAGUCAUCGCCAACCAGUUUGCGGUGUCGGCGCGCCGCAGCAGCAGCGAUCGGAUGCGCUCCUCUCCUGCCGACCGUACCAGCGGCGCCGGCGUCCUGGCUAACCGGUACGCCGUGGAGGGGCCCGCGCCGCCCGCCGGUCAGGACGAGGUGGCCGCCUAUGUGGCUGAGGUAGACGCCUGUAUCGGCCGGAUCGACGCCGUGGAGGCGGAUAUGGAGCGGCAGCCCAAGGUGGCCGCCCGACGGCACAGCGAGAUCGAGGCGGCGCAGCUGGCGGUGUCGCUGCUGCAGCCUGACGUGGCCACACUCAUCUCGCGCGGCGACACGCUCGUCUAUGGCCUGCAUAGCCGCGACGUGGGCCGCGCCGAGACGCUGCGCCGCAAGCUGGACGGCCUGCGCGCCCGCUGGCACGCGCUCAAGUCGCACAUGGAGGUGCGCCGGCUGACGUACCAGCGUCUGGACUCAAUCAGCCGCUCCUGCAAACACCAGCUGGAGGACAUAGAGCGCUGGCUGCUGCAGGUCAACGCCCGGCUGGAGGCGGCCAACAACGACCUCGCUCAGCAGAAGGCACUGCAGGAGGAGAUCAGCGAGCGCGGCGUGGAGCUCGAGUCGGUGCGCUGGGAGACAGCCGACCUCACCGGACAGGACCGAGAGAAGCUGGCCGCCAUUCUGGACGACCUCAGCAAGCGCUGGAAGGCCGCCCAGGACCGCUGCAAACAGUACCAGAAACUGAUGGACGGCAAAAACAUCGACCCCAAGACGGCGCCCAGUCCGGCGGCCGCGUUCGCCGCGCGCGUCUCCACCGUCCGCGAGGCGGUGGCCACGGUACAGCGGCAGCUGGCCUCCGCGCCCCUCGGAGUCCGACAGUACGAACGGUUCAACGCCAGGGAGGAGGCACUCAAGAGUAUCCGCGCGGCGAUGGACGCGCUGGAGCCACGCGUCUCGGAGCUUCUCACCGACCUGGGCUCGCUGACCUCCGCUGACUCGGCGCAGCGGCAGAUGGCGCAGCGGGCGGCCGACAAGCUGCGCGACGACUGGCGCCGGCUGCAGCAGGGCUAUCAGGAGAGGCACAGCAACAUGGCCCGGUGCCGGGAGACGUGGCGACUGCUGCAGGACAACAUGCACGAGUUCGGUCAAUGGCUGGUCACUGCCGAGGCGCGUAUUGCCGAGACCCGCUCCCUGGGCACGGCAGAGAUCCCGCAGCUGCGCGCCGCACAGAAGGAGCUCGAGAAACAGGUCACCAUCAAACACAACGUGUACACGGCCAUCUCCUCGGCCAGCAGAGAGGUGAUCGGGGGUCUGUCGGCGGCUGAGGCCACCAACUUCCUGGAGAAGAUCGAGAACCUCAACAAACGCUGGAAGGGCGUGCUGGCCGAGCUGGCCGCUCGACGCGAACGAAUCUCCACAAUGGAGGACGAGCAGGAGGCGCACACGCAGACGGCGGCGCUGCUGAGCUGGAUCGAGUCGGUGCUGGCGCUGACGCAACAGCAGAUCAACCCCAGUGACGAGGGCGCGCUGAUUGUCAACAACAGCAUGGCACAGUCCCGCAUGGCGGAGCUGGCCGACAAGAAAACCUUGGCCAACAAGCUGUCCUGGCCGGAGCGCAAGUACCGGCCGCUGGCCGAGCUUCAGAAAAUCUCCACCGGUCUGGAACAGGUGGGCUCUGUGCUGCCGGGCCACUGCGCGCGGCUGCAGCAGCAGCUCUCGGCCGUCCAGAAGCUGUACCAGGCUCUGACGGCGCUCGGAGACUGGGCUCAGCGGCGACUGAAUGGUGUGGCCGAGUGGGACCCGGAGCGGCGCACCGAACAGCGGCAGCUGCUGGCCGCUGAUCUGGGUGAGAAGCAGCAGGAGUGGCGCUCGGUGGUGGAUCAGUUCGAGCGACUGAAGGAGUCGUGUGCCGCCGCCGGACUGCCCGUGGCCCAGGACGUCCAGAGCCGCGUGGACGGCGUGCAGGCGUCGUGGCGUCAGCUGCAGGAGGUAUCUGAGGGCCGCCAAGUGACGGUGACGCCGUCGGCCGUCCCCACCUCCCCCGCCUCGCCGGCCGCCGCCGCCCCGGUCCGACGCGUCGACCGGACGUCCAUCAAAAACGCGCUCAAACGCGUCACUGCUGCCAUCGUGCACGUGGAGCCGCGCUCAUACGUGUCCAAACUGCUGCGCACCGGGCCACUGGGCUCCGCGGCACAUUCACCGUCCGCCGACCCGUCGCCGUCGCCUACCUCCCCGGACGGGUCCCGCGCGGGCUCCCAGCCCCCCAGCUUCCCGUCGCCGCUGACCAAACACCGCGCCGUGGCGCCGGCAGCGCUGGUCACCAGUCUCGACAAGAGCAUCAGCCAGAUUAAGGACUGGCUGACGCUCAUUACACGGAUGUGCGACAAACCGGUGAUCAUCGGCGACGCCGCCGACGUCGAGCGGGUCGUCUCCAAACACAAGAAUGUGCUCCGAGAGCUGGAGUCGCGGAAGGCGCAGCUCAGCGAGCUGGUCAGCUCGGCAGACGGCCUGAAGGACGACCACAAUCGGCAGCAGGUUCACACCAAAGUGAGUCAGCUGCGCGAGUCGUGGGACCAGACGGAGGCGGCCGUUCACCGCCGACUCAGUCAGCUGGAGACAGCCCGACUCGACUCGGCUUCGUGGGAGGCCAGCCGAGCGGAGCUGGCCGCCUGGCUGACCCGGCUCGAGGUGCGGCUCGACCAACUGACGCCCGUCGGACACACGGCCGACCUGCUCGAGACGCAGAUCAGGGAACAGAAGGCUCUGGCGCUGGAGGUGCACCAGCACAAGCAGCGCGUGGAGGCCUUCAGCCAGCUGACGCACCAGUUGAUCGCCAGCUGCCAGCGCGAGGACACGAGGCAUAUCAAACGUACCAUGGAACAGGUCAACCAGCGCUACGGCAGCCUCAACGCCAGCAUCAUGGCGCGCGGCAAGAGCCUGCACUCUGCGCUGUCGUCGCUGUCCAACUUUGACCAGGCGCUGGAGCGCUUCUCGGCCUGGAUGUCGGAGACGGAGUCGCAGCUGGAGUACAUUGACGCCGAGGUGGACCGACUGGGAGCGCGACAGGACGCCCAGGCUCUGCGGACGCCCGGCAACCAGCUCAAGGACCUGCAGACGGAAAUCGACUCGCACCGGGACGUGUACGCCUCGCUGGUGGGCGGCGGCCAGAAGCUGGGCGCCGGCCUGGACAAUGCCGAGGAGGCCUCCAUGCUGCAGUGUCGGUUGGACCAGAUGAACCACCGCUGGAACUACCUGAAAAACCGAGCCGUCGCCAUCAAGAACCGGGUGGAGAGCAGCUCGGAGAGCUGGGGAGCGCUGCUGCUGUCGCUGCGGGAGCUGCUCGAGUGGACCAUCCGCAAAGACACGGAGCUCGGCCGGUUAGGACUGGUCACCGGAGAUGUGGCCGCCCUGCAGAGACAACAGGAGGACGUCCGCUCCCUGCUGAGCCAGCUGGACGACAAACAAGCGCUGAUCGACAGCAAGCUGAAGGCGGCGCGCGCCAUCACUGCAGAGGCGGCCGGACUGUCCGAGUCUAGCGACAGCGAGGCUCGCAGCGAUGCGGACGGCGACGGUCGCGGUUACCGGUCCGACGUGGAGCAGACCCGCGACCUGGUGCGGUCGGUCCGUCGGGAGGCCGCCAAACUGGGCGACAAGUGGGCAGAGCUGCGCCAGCAGGCCGACGCCGCGCGGCGCAAGAUCGACGCCACACUGGUGAAGAUGCACGUGCUGGAGAAGUGUAUGAACGACGUGGAGGAGCGUGUGUGUGCGGCGGAGGCGGCGCGGGGCAGCUGGAGCGACGACGGCGUCACCACGGACGGCGACGUGACGCAGUACAAGCAGAUCAGCAGCCAGCUGGUGGGCGCCCAGCGCGGCCUGGACGAUAUCAACGACCAGGCGGCACGGCUGGCCGCCAACAGCGUGCCGCUGAACUCUGCGCAGCUGUCGCGGCUCGAGUCGCUGAACGGCCGCAUGAAGUCGCUGACGGCGGCGAUGGACGAGCGGUACCGGCAGGUGGCCGGUGGCCGUCCGCCGGCGCCGCACGCCGCCGACGGCUUCCUGGGCCGCUCCGUGGAGCCGCCGUGGGAGCGCGGCACGGCCGCCAACCACGUGCCUUACUACAUGAACCACAGCACGCAGCGCACCCAGUGGGACCACCCGGCGCUGGCCGAGCUGAUGCACGGCAUGGCCCAGCUCAACACGGUCCGCUUCUCGGCCUACCGCACCUCGCUGAAACUGCGCCGGCUGCAGCGGCGGCUGGCGCUGCACCACCUGCCUCUGGCGCACGCUGUGGAAGCGUUCGACGGACACGGUCUGCGCGCCCAGAACGACAAGCUGAUCGACGUGCCGGACAUGCUGACCGUGCUGGCCACGCUGUACGAGACGAUCGCGGCUGAGAGCAACGACCAGGUGGACAUGCCGGUGUGCCUGGAUCUCUGCCUCAACUGGCUGCUCAACGUCUACGACAGCCAGCGGACGGGUCAGCUGCGGGUGCUCUCGUUCAAAGUCGGUAUCGUGGCGCUCUCCAAGGGUCACCUGGAGGAGAAAUACCGCUACAUGUUCCGGUUGAUCGCCGACCCGCAGCGCCAGGCCGACCAGCGCAAGCUGGGCCUGCUGCUGCACGACCUGAUCCAGCUGCCGCGCCAGCUGGGCGAGGUAGCCGCGUUCGGCGGCUCCAACAUCGAGCCGUCGGUGCGUAGCUGUUUCCAGCAGGCGGGCGCAGAGCGCGAGACCAUCGAGGCCGUCCACCUGCUGGCUUGGCUGCGCGCCGAGCCGCAGAGCGUCGUCUGGCUGCCCGUGCUGCACCGCGUGGCCGGCGCCGAGCGCGCCCGCCACCAGGCCAAGUGCAACGUCUGCAAGGAGUACCCCAUCAUCGGCUUCAGGUACCGGUGUCUCAAGUGCUUCAACUUCGACAUGUGCCAAGAGUGCUUCUUCACCGGGCGCGUCUCCAAGAGUCACAAGUUGACGCAUCCGAUGCACGAGUACUGUACAGAGAGCUCAUCCAGUGACGACAUCAAGGACUUCACCAAGUCGCUGCGUAACAAGUUCAAGUCGAAGCGCUACUUCAAGAAGCACCCGAAGCUGGGUUACCUGCCGGUGCAGACUGUGCUGGAGGGGGACGCGCUGGAGUCGCCGACCGCUUCCCCGCAGCACCAGUCACCCGAGAGGGGCCACAUGUUCAACAGCUCGCGCUUCUCCGACACCGACGUGCACAACUUCUCCACACCAGAGAGCGAGGACGAGCACCAACUCAUCAUGCAGUACUGCCACAGUCUGAACACCAGUAACGGCUGCGCGUCGGGCGGCGGCAGUGGCGGCGGCGGCGCGGCCGUGCCCUGCAGCCCCGUGCAGCUGGUACGUGAGAUUGACGGCAGCCAGCGCCACCAGCUGGAGACCAUGAUCAGAGAGCUGGAGGACGAGAACAAGUGUCUGCAGGCCGAAUACCAGCGGCUGCGCAGCGCCGGCCCGGCGCCGGCCGAGCUGCCGGCCGGGCCGCGCGACCGCGAGAUGCUGACAGAGGCGCGCCUGCUGCGCCAGCACAAGGGCCGGCUGGAGACGCGCAUGCAGGUGCUGGAAGAGCACAACCGCCAGCUGGAGCAGCAGCUGAGCAAGCUGCGCCGCCUGCUGGAUGAGGGCGGCGGCGGCAGCGGCAGCCUCUCCCGCACCGGGACGCUGCAGACGCGCUCAGUGACGGCCUCCCAGCUGGCCACAGACUCGCCAGCGCGCGCCAACGGCGGAUCACUGCCCCGGCAAGGCUCCCAGCGCGGCGGCCACGAGCCGUCCCCGCAGCGGUUCCCGCCACCGGCUCCCGAGUACGGCGCGCGCGCCAGCCUCGAGCGCCAGGUGCGCCGGCUCUCGGUCGGCCGAGAGAUGCGCGAGCUGCACGAGCUGCGCAGCUACGUGCGGCCCGACUACCCGCGGCCCGACGACCUGGCGCUGCCGACCAGCGGGAGACCGCCGCCGGCUCCCGUCUACAACCCGCUGGUGCACGCCCACCCCCGGCCCGCCGACUACGUGGGCAACCUGUUCUCAUACGCAGGAGACCUGGGUAAAGCAGUCGGCGAGUUGGUCAACGUGAUGACCGACGAAGAGCCAUCUCCCGAGGAGCGACCAAAGCAGUAGUGUCGGCUGCUGCCGCCGAGUGGCGCUGUCGGCCGCGGCCGACGCAUGUUGUUGGACUGUUACUAAUCUUUGGUGUCCUCUUAUGUGCAAACUUUGAUACGAUGAAGUGUUGAGGCGUCAUGUGGCAUAUCACGUACAAUAUCACAGCUAAACUUGCUUCCAAUCACCACAUAUCGCGGCCAUGCGCGCUGUGCCGGGCGGGUUCGCCGGGCCGAGGGCACCGGGCCGGUCAGACCGACCGUCAGAAGAUACAACACUCACACAGACACACAUACACACACGUGCGUGCACAGCGAAUGGGAGUGUGAGAUAGAGGCCGCCUGUCGCGGCGGCGGCCGACGCCAGAGAUUUCAAUAAUUUUGUAAUAGCUUGCGCAGUUAUCACCACUAUAAUGAUAGUCUGUUUAUUUAUGUGCGUAGUGAGCUUGCUAGCGGACCCAAUGGAGAACAAAUAAUGUGCUAGAAGAUCAUUUUAAUCUCAUUGACAUGAUUCCCGGAGCUGUACUGACUGGUGAAUCGUUGGACGUUGUUGAUUACUUUUAUUUCCUGCGACCGGUCUCCCAGAGAAUGAAAUAAAUCGUCACAGAUGA